AUGUCCCACCUUCUUGUCGUCGAGCGCUUUGUAGUGCAAGAUACAUGGAACGAGGCAGACGAUGUCGAACUGCGAGACUACCUCGAGUCAUUGGGAGGGACCACCACCGUGGAAUACUGGAGUGAAGGCCGUAUUCUCCAGGGAGACAUCGUGGAGUCGCCGAACACUAUUGUUCAAAAGCUGCUACUGGUAGCAUCGAGCGAUGUGGUUUCAUCAUAUCCACCCGAAUUGAGUCGUUUCCUGAGCAAGUCACCUUGA
Seminavis robusta is the source of this 258-nucleotide messenger RNA. The record is from the annotation of a GenBank genome assembly. NCBI's taxonomy places the organism in Eukaryota, Bacillariophyta, Bacillariophyceae, Naviculales, Naviculaceae.